Molecule: messenger RNA, 2225 nt
Organism: Microcebus murinus (gray mouse lemur)
Lineage: Eukaryota; Metazoa; Chordata; Mammalia; Primates; Cheirogaleidae
Source: RefSeq, a predicted model, not a curated record
UCUGAGCCUGGGCCCCAAGGGACCUUGCGGCUUCUGCUCUUGCUCUUCUUCCUUUGCUGGGUGAGCCUGCUGGAGAAUGGCAGCCUUGGUGGCCCAGUCAGCUCCAUCACCCCAGCCACCAGCCAGGCCACUGCCAGGCAUAUGAAACAGGCCAUUCUGGACCAGCCGGCGCCCGGGCACCCCCCAGCUGACCACAAGAACCGUCCUGCAGUAUUGGGAAGCUGAGUGAAGGGUACACAGCUUGGCGAGGGGAGGAUAUCUCAGCUGGUGAAGCUUCUGGAAAAGUUUACUCCUUUGAAGCAUGGCUGAGAAAGGAUGUUUCUAUUCCCGUGAUGCCAGUGGACUUCAUGAGUUCAAUGAAAUACCAUCUGUGAGCUGAUCUUUUGUCUGCUUUCUGUAUUGCCCUAGGAAUUUAAGGAGUUAUGGCAACAGCCUCCCUUUUGACUGUGUGGAUUCCUCCAGCUUCAGCCCAGCCCACGCUCACUGCCAUCCCACUCGACACCACCCAAGAGCCACUGGCCAAGCCCACCGUUUCAAUCAGCCCAGCCACUGCCAUAGAGCAGAGGGAAAUGGUGACCUUGUACUGUGACACCAGGGACACCAACGUUAUCGUCCGCUGGGUCUUCAACGGCCUCUCCCUCGUGUUCCAUGAGCGCCUGCAGCUAUCCACGGACGGCAGGAACCUCACCAUCCUCACCGUCCGGCGAGAGGACUCUGGGAGUUACCAGUGUGAAGUUGAGCGGGCCCUUCAGGUGCAGAGCAGCCAGCCUGCCUCCUUGGCCGUGAACUAUGGCCCCGACCCAGUGAACAUCACCACGGUACCAGCAUCCGGGAUGGUUGGUACCAUCGAGGCAGAGCUCAACUCCAGCUUGACCCUGCAGUGUUGGGCUGAUUCCAAGCCAGGCGCUGAGUAUCGCUGGACCCUGGAACACUCCGCUACGGUGCAUAAAGGGGACCACCUGAUCAUUGGGGCUCUGACCUGGGAACACCAGGGCGUCUACAAGUGCACAGCCUCCAAUGCCGUGACCGGCCUGGCCCGCUCCGCCUCUGUCCUGGUCAAAGUGGCAGAUCCCCAGCCCUCCUCCCUGUCCCCAAGAGCCAUCGCUGGCAUUGUCACCGGGAUCCUGACUGUCACUGCCCUGGCCGCAGGUCUGGGCUAUUUUCUCCACGUUAGCAAGACCAGAUGGUCCUCAAAAAGAAAAACAGAGGACCCCAUUCACGAGGCCACACAGACCACCUCUGGAGAGGAGCAAUCUACAGAGCCCAGUUCCAACAGGCUGAGACCAGAGUAUGACAAUUUACCCGAGCCCCAGAGACAGACUGGAGACAAAAAGAUGCGGCCACCAGACCUCCCGGAGCAAGUCUAUGAGGUGGAGCCGCCUUCAGCAACCCCUGGAGGCUUUUCCUUUAUCCCCAGGAAGCCACCACCUAGACCUGCCAUGCAUCCAUUGGUCCCUACUCUAACAAAAGGAAACACGGAGUCAAACUACGAGGUACUCAGGAAUCCAGAGCCCCACAUUUACUGCAAAAUCUACCCCUGAGUCUAAGGGAAGCAGAGAUCCUUUCUCCAGAAGUCCCAGAGAAACUGUGGUCCAUUCAAUGACGUUUACUGAGUGCCUAUUAUAAUCCAAUCAUCCUCUGUCACCUUUGUAGACCUAGUGAUGUUCUAGUUCAAUGGGUUGGUCAGGCUCUGGACCUUAGCGCCCAUCAAAUCUUAGGCUUUUGAGUCAUGUUCCUUUAAAAGCAAUAGAAACAGGGUGAAAGUAACAGCCCAUGGGCCUAGAAUGAGAGGGCCAAGGUUCCAGGCUCAGCAGCUGAGGAUAUAUCAUAGUUGCAGCUUGAAGAUGGGCAAACACUGUUGGUGGACACAGCAGCCAGGGAGAAGAAUAUGAGUUUGGGUCAGCCAGAGGUGAUCAAGGGACACAGGCAGGGGUCAGACAAGCAGCGGAUUUUCAAAUCAUGGUAGAGGAUAAGGAACAAGGAGCUUUUAAGAAAUGAUAGGAGAAAACAUGGUGUGAAGCCAGGGAUUGAGGCUCCCAAGGAGGGGCGGGCAUGAGAUGCUUCCUUGGAGAGUGACCUGCCAAUCAUCCAGUUGCUCUGGCAAGAAAUCUGAGUCAUCCUCAAGUCCCGUGCUCUUUUUCCCUUCAGUAAAUCUUAUUCUGACCCUCUCCACCCCUGCAUCCCUCAGGAUGCUAAGUAUCUCAGUAAAAUUUUGAGGGUUUCUU